CCGGCAUUUUUUGGGCGCUUAUUGACGUAUAAACGACAAUGAUUAUAGCUCUGUAACGUGUAUUUUUGCGAAUUUCUAAUUUAUUACUUCAAUUUAACCAAAUGAGCCAUGUUUCCAACUCCACCGACGAAGUGGUCAGAAACUAUUUGGCGGCGAAGUCGAUGGUCACCAGUUUGAAAGCUUUCGAUCAGGAAUCUUCAUUUGCCAAAGAAGCUAACUAUCAGGUAGAUAGAUGCAUUGACGAGAUGACAGAUGCCAUUGAUAAACACGACGUGGACACUUUAUGCGCAAUGUGGGAGUCUUGGAAUGCCCGCGUUUUUCAUAGUUUAGAUACGGAAGGAAUAAAACAAGCGCAAUGUUACGAAGCCAGCGCCUAUCGAUUAUUUCUCGUUCGGUGUGUUCAAAAGAAAAACAUUUCAAAAUGCAACGAAUUUUUCCGGAAAAUGUCGUCACUUACGUUAAACAAUCCGCAAUGGGCAGAUUGGUUUGCAUUUCCCUACAACCACCAUGCAAAGGACACCGAGCCAUUUAGAAAGUAUUUUGAUAAAACGUGGAUUGAAAUAUACUACGUAUCACUUCAUAACUUUUUGUCGACAAGUUUGGCGAACGUUUCUCCAAGUGUUAUCGGAACGAUUGUAGAAGGAAUAGCAAGAGAUCCGACUGGAAACGAUCAUGUGGAUUUCGAUGAAGAUUUGAUAGACGACUUCGCAGUAAUUGCUCAAUGUUCUGCUCCUGUGAAACGUGGCCACUCAAAACCGUCUCUACGGAAUCUUCUGAAAUCUCUUACAAGCUCGAAGAAGCCUUCUCCAUCUACAGACUGAAACUACUGCGGAAAUAGCCAACCCACUUUUGUUUAGUGUUUCCGGUUUGGCUAGUGAGCCACCGAACCGUCAUGUAUGUGUGUAUAUUUUGUUAAAGCCAAACUCUGAAUUCACUUUUUUCAUUCGAUACAUUGUGGCCAAUUACUUUUGUGAUUAUUGAUUAAUAAUUUGUCCAUAUAAUCUUCCAAUUUUCAAAUUUGUUCCCAUUUUCUCAAUUUCAAAUAAAAACCGAGCUGUACAUAGUUUGAAUGAAAACGACGCGUGAGGUCGUUUCGCUUGCUUUUUCUCUCCCUCCCCUUUUCCGCGUCAUUUCCAUUCCUUCAAAACAGCAAUAGGUAUUCUCAUCUCCAAAUAAACACA
Molecule: messenger RNA, 1181 nt
Organism: Caenorhabditis elegans
Lineage: Eukaryota; Metazoa; Nematoda; Chromadorea; Rhabditida; Rhabditidae
Gene: sorf-1
Product: Suppressor of organelle fusion 1
Exons: 7
Coding region: 102-821 (239 amino acids)
Biological process (GO): early endosome to late endosome transport; negative regulation of phosphatidylinositol 3-kinase/protein kinase B signal transduction
Cellular component (GO): cytoplasm; early endosome; late endosome
Molecular function (GO): phosphatidylinositol 3-kinase inhibitor activity
Source: RefSeq, marked reviewed